This is a messenger RNA of Halichondria panicea, 1984 nucleotides long. RefSeq names its product HEAT repeat-containing protein 3-like. Gene Ontology annotation, biological process: ribosomal large subunit biogenesis; protein import into nucleus. The record is from RefSeq and is a predicted model, not a curated record. The coding region runs from base 45 to 1874 and encodes 609 amino acids. Lineage: Eukaryota; Metazoa; Porifera; Demospongiae; Suberitida; Halichondriidae. The transcript is spliced from 12 exons.
AUUAGAACAAGCUAUUUAAGGGGUUAUCACCCACGUGGAGUAGUAUGGGUAAGAUCAGAGCUAAGCGAAGAGCUGCUAGGAGUCGGCCUGAACCUGCUGGCCUACCCACCACUAGUCCAGUGAAGGCUAUUGAGGAGACAUCAGAGAGCCCAGAAUCACGAUCACUACCUAUUCUACACAGAUUGGCUAGUCAUGAUGUGACUGAGCGGAAGUGGGCGUGUACCUCACUGUCUCACCUCCUGUUAGACUGUGCACAGCGGACAGAGCUCAUACAGGGGAGAGUGGUGCGUAGAUUAACCCCGUUGCUACUAGACGAGGUGAUGGAGAUAAGAGAGGCAGCUGCCGGAGCUCUAAGGAACAUGAGCUCUGUGGAUGAACCUGGUGUACUAGAGUACAUGGCUAGUGAGGACAUCAUGACACACCUAUCAGCACUCGUAAAGGAUACUGUUGCUCGAUUGGUCACUGGAAUGGAGGAAGGAAAAAAGGAGAAGAUGACUGCGGAUAGAGGAGUCUUAUUGAGUAUUCUUGAGGAAGCAUUGUGUCUACUGUGGAACAUGAGUGAGGGCAGCAGUGUGGUGGUGGAAGUGUUCAAUCGUGAGGAGCUACUGCCUUUCAUUCUGCAACUGUUACAACCGACCACUCACCCGCUAUCACUGUGUCUAGCAGCAGCACAACUGCUCCAUGUUGUUACCGAGGACAACCAGGAUGCAAUUCGAUUGGUUGUAUCCUUGCCGGGAACUCUGUCCCACCUUGAGAGUGUACUAGACCGCACCCUCCCUGAUGAUGAUUGUGGGCGGGGCCAGAUGCUAGUCCUCCGAGUAGCUAUAGCAGGUGUGUUUCACAACUGUCUCGCUGCUCUACCCGAGGCUGUGAUUGAGAGCACACUGUGUGGAGUCCUGGCGGUAGUGGCGAGUGUGCUGUGUGUGGACACCGCCCCCCUACUCACUGGUUGUCAAGGCGACUCAGAGACUGAGGAAUUGAGGUUGAUAUUCAGUGCUCAAGAACUAGCGUGUGAAGUCCUGGCCAAUGUCUGCUAUAAUGAAGGUGAUGGUAGUGAUGGUGGUGAGUGGGCAGACUGUGAUAGUGUGGAAGAUGUGGAGGGGGCGGAUAUGAUGGAGGCAUCACAAAUGCCAGUGUCACGUGACCUACCGUCUCUUAAGCUGAUAGUAGAAGCACAGGCUCAUACUAAAGUAUGCAAUCUGUUCCUCCACUUGUGCUCUGUGUUUGACACUUGUCCAGAGCCGGUCAUUCAGAGGCUUACAUCAUUAAUGAGUGCUGCACUACUCACACUACAAAACCUCGCCUCCUCUCUACCCACGGAUGUAUGGCAAGAUCACAUGAGGACAAUAUGGCCGACCUUGUUCAACCUUCCCUCUGCCUAUAAUGACAACACGUUCCCUGUACUGGGUCUCCUGUUAGCACUGGUGGACAAGCUGGACACUAGUCAAUUGUUGACAGAAGAGCAGCUGAUGAAGGUGUGUAAGGUGGGUGUGGCUUCAGGAGAGGUCGGAGUUCGUGCGGACAUCAUGAGACUAGUGGGAGCAGCUGCUAGCAGUGCACUCAGACACACCACCCCACACCUCCCCAUGCUCCAGAUAGCUGGUAGUACUCUAAGGGACUGCGUUGCUAAGGAUCCAUCGCUAUGGGUAGUAUCUCAAGCACUGGACUCAAUAUUUGACAUGUUUGGGUCUGACUCUUGUCCCCCUCCACUCCUCCACUCUCUCUCCCUGCUGCCAGUGCUCAGGCAAUCCUCCGCCACCUUCUCUGCCAGGCUACGUGUCGAGAGGAAAGGUCUGGGUCCACAUAUCUCGAUGGUUCAAAGUGCAAAGGUCAACUUGCCAAGGUUCAUCAGUUACAUGGCUUCAAAACAUUGAACAAAAACAAUAUGUUAUGUAGGUGUGUUUACAAUUUUGAUGUUUUUAUGAUUAAUUUUUGCAACUAGUAUUAAAUGAAUAUCACUGAUCAUUAAUUUUGUUGGAGUCAA